GCCCCCCGGAAGGACCAAGAUGACGCCCCUUCCGGUUUUCGUGCCAGGCCUGUCGUCACUUCCGGUGGGCUGACCCCGGGCGCCCCGACCGGUCGGCUGGCGGAAGUUCCGGUCGGAGAGGCAGGAGAGUGUGUCUGGGAGCCGGGCAGAGAGCGAGAGAGGUGCCAGCUGUUGGAGUUCCUUUCAGUGUAUGUGUGGUAACAACAUGUCCGUCCCCCUCCUUGCUGACGCGGUGACUGUUUCAGGGGCAGAACGGGAGACUGCAGCGGUCAUUUUUUUACAUGGGCUUGGAGACACAGGGCACAGCUGGGCUGAGGCAUUAUCUUCCAUCCGGCUCCCAUAUGUGAAAUAUAUCUGUCCUCACGCGCCCAGGAUUCCUGUAACCCUCAACAUGAAGAUGGUGAUGCCCUCCUGGUUCGAUCUGAUGGGGCUGAGUCCGGACGCGCCUGAGGAUGAAGCUGGAAUCAAGAAAGCAGCUGAAAACCUUAAAGCAGUUAUUGAGCAUGAGAUCAAGAAUGGCAUCCCACCCAACCGCAUCAUCCUCGGGGGCUUCUCCCAGGGCGGUGCCUUAUCGCUCUACACGGCGCUCACCUCCCAAUACCAACUGGCUGGUAUCGUGGCUCUCAGCUGCUGGCUCCCGCUACACAAGGCCUUCCCUCAGGCAGCGAGCAACGGCGUGAACAAGGAUAUCGCCAUCCUGCAGUGUCACGGGGAGAUGGACCCCAUGAUCCCUGUCCGCUUCGGAGCCCUCACCGCUGAGAAGCUGAAAUCCGUCGUCACCCCCACGAAGGUUCAAUUCAAAACCUACCCUGGAAUGAUGCACAGCUCCUGCCCUCAGGAGAUGAUGGCGGUGAAGGAAUUCAUUGAGAAGCUGCUGCCCCGGAUCUAAGCGGAGCCACUCGAGACUGUCACAGGGAAAGGAGGCAAGGUCACCACUGCUGAUCUUUCCCACUGAUCCUGUCUGCUGCAAAUGGACACCAUGGCAACCAACCUCAACUCCAGUUGUUUUCCCUCCCUUCAGUCUUUCCCUCUCCUGUCUCUUCUGCACCACGGUCCCUCAGGUGUGUGGGGUGUUGCUCCCCGGUGCUCCCUGAGUUAAGAGUGGAGCUAUUUAAGGUAGAGACUGUCCCAAGUCCAGUGUGGCCUUAUCUCUUGUUUUUCUCUUGAGGAUUUCGAUCCCCUUGAUUUUCCUGUAUCCGACCUGGCUGUGGAGGUGAGCUCAGCACUAACUCAGGCUGAUUUCCUUGGUCUUGUCUCUCCUGUUGCAGUAUUAGCAGGGAGUCCCUCCCCUGGAAAGCAGGAGAUGUCUGGGAUCUGGGGAGGGCUGCUGGCCCAUGCUCCCCUGGUCUUGAGCUCGAGAACUUUGCAAAGCUACCUAGAAAGGCCCGAUGACCCUGCUGUGUGACCCAGUGGGGUCAUGGCCUCUCGGCAACUGCACGGUCCUUUGGUCUCCAUGGCAGGACGAAUCAGAGGUUUUUAAAACAAAUCAGCCUCUUGAACCUGAGCCUCCAGGGGGGCCCAGCUGAGGGGCUGUUGGGCCAGAGAGCGCUACACUGGGACUGUACCUUAAACUCUGCUCCCUCUCCCAGCAGCACAGCUGAGGGAGCUGGCAGCACACGUGGGUUGGAAGGUAGCCACCUACGUUCUCCAUGCCCGCCCCCCCUCCUGCCAUGCGCUCUGUUACACGCACCCCCACCAGGAAGGCAGCCAUGCCCACGGGCUCCACACUGCGUCUGAUUGUGUCUCUGCUGCCAGGGCGCAGCGGCUCAGCUGUUCUAGAGAUAAUCGAGGGAUUUCCUUCUCUUCCUGUUGCUUUUUACAAUCUUCUCCGUUCUGUGUGCUGGGGCAUCCCCGCCCGUCUCACCUCUCAUUGCCGCACUGUUAGAAGCUAGGCAAGGAGGCAAAGACAAAUCACUGCAGUUUACAGCCAGCUUCCUAGUGUAUUUCCCCUGAGGUCUGGCCUGGGUGCCGGCCCAGUCAGGAGCGUCUCUUGCUGCUACAGCAGGGUCAGGUCAGGUCAAGUGGAAGGACAGAAGGAAAAGCUGCAGCUGAUGCUCUUGUCCUGGGCUGGGAUAGAUGCAGGCAGGAGACUUGUUCCCAGCCUCGUCGUCCUCACCAGCAUCCACCAUUGCCUAUGUCAGCUCAGCUGUCUCAUCGGCAAAUGUUGGAGAGCCUUUUCCCACUGCCCAGGGUGCUGCCAGUCCCAGAGCCCCCCUUGGGGCCAGUUGCUGCUAUGCCCACAUAGCCCUGAGGGCUCUGCACGCUUGCCUAUAGGCACCAGCCUGCUGGCUGCAGGUAGGGAUCGUCCCAGCAGGGAAGGCGAGAGCACCCCUAAGAGCUGGGGGCAGAAUCGCUUUCAUGAAGUCACCUGAGCCUGCCUUUGCCAGAGGGGUCUUGCCCCUCUCCAUGGAAGGCUGGGUCCUUCCUGCCCUGUUCAGUUGAGCCCCUAGGGCUGGCACAGGGAUAGGGGGAUGUGGCAUCCGGUGCUGGCUGAUGUAUCUUGGCAGGCAGAGCAGCACCCGCAGCGUAGACCUGUUCUCUCUCCCUCAGAGGAUCCAUCCUCUUCUCUCCUGCACCCCCUUGCAGCUGAGGGACAGCCUCUCCCUGAACAGGCCCAGGGGGGUUGCUGUUGAUCAGAACAGGCCUGCUCCCCCCCUGAACUCAGCCUGCUGCAUUAUCUGCCCCUUCUGGGCUGGAGCAUAAGUGGGGCCUGGAAAUCAAGCUGUAAAUGUCUUUUAAAGGAACCCUUUAGGCUAAGGGCUGAAUUCCUCAUUCCUCCUGCAGUCGCUGUCUCCAUCAGCUGAGCCAGGCCCUCACAGCAUAGACUUAACCAGCAUCUGUCAGGGCUAGAACUGCAGGUGGGGGCAGGGCUGGCAGUUCCCAGCUGUAGCCUGCAGCCCCAGCAAGAGCAGGGAAGGCAGCAACUCAGGCCCAGCCUAAAUGGGACCCCCCAACCCAGGGGGAAAGAGCAGGUGAGGGAUGGUGCCAGUGGCUGGGGUGCAGCUUCCCAGAGGCAGGAGAAAAGGGGGCUCGACCAUGGUCCAUGGAUGCAGCUGUGUCCUAGGCUUGCCCAGCACUGCACAAAGCAAUAACCCUCUUGAGAGCCUCACAAUCAGGUUGGACCCAUUUUUUAAAGGAUUUAUUUAUGUCGCUGCUUGCAUGGGGGAGCUGAGGGGAGGGGAGAGGCGGGACUAGCUCGUCUCCUUUUGGACACAGCCCUUCUGUUUCUCCUCCUCGGGUCUGUUUGAAGCUGCCCCCUCCCUGGGCUGAGGGAAAUGCAGCUUGCAGGAGUUUAAAGCUGGCAGCUCUACCUGAGCUACGUGACUGUGAACUGGAACAUUCUGCAUCCUGGCUGGCUGGGGGCCUGGCCUCCUGUUCAUUCUAUGUAUGAAAGUACUGGCCUGUUCUCAGAGCAUUCCCCGGAGCUGCUCUCUCCCUGCGUAAGCAGCAACUUCCUCUGGGCUGGGGGCUGCUGAGGCCGCAGGGAGAGAGAAAGAAGCUUCUGUCCAUUCCUGAAAAUGGCUUUUAGUUCUCGGUCUUCCUUGGGGAGGGUUUGUGUUCCACACCCUUGGAUAUGAGAUUAAAGCAAACAGAAACUUC
Gopherus evgoodei (Goodes thornscrub tortoise) is the source of this 3600-nucleotide messenger RNA. It is a transcript of the gene LYPLA2, whose product is annotated as lysophospholipase 2. Gene Ontology annotation, molecular function: palmitoyl-(protein) hydrolase activity; carboxylic ester hydrolase activity. Lineage: Eukaryota; Metazoa; Chordata; Testudines; Testudinidae. Gene Ontology annotation, cellular component: cytoplasm. Gene Ontology annotation, biological process: protein depalmitoylation. The record is from RefSeq and is a predicted model, not a curated record. Bases 191 to 889 code for a protein of 232 amino acids. The transcript has 10 exons.